Molecule: messenger RNA, 1041 nt
Organism: Psammomys obesus (fat sand rat)
Lineage: Eukaryota; Metazoa; Chordata; Mammalia; Rodentia; Muridae
Gene: Prph2
Product: peripherin 2
Exons: 3
Coding region: 1-1041 (346 amino acids)
Biological process (GO): visual perception
Cellular component (GO): membrane
Source: RefSeq, a predicted model, not a curated record
AUGGCGCUGCUCAAGGUCAAGUUUGACCAGAAGAAGCGGGUCAAGCUGGCCCAGGGGCUCUGGCUGAUGAACUGGCUGUCGGUGCUGGCCGGCAUCGUCCUCUUCGGCCUGGGGCUCUUCCUGAAGAUCGAGCUCCGCAAGCGGAGCGACGUGAUGAACAACUCGGAGAGCCACUUCGUGCCCAACUUGCUGAUCGGGGUCGGGGUGCUGUCCUGCGUCCUCAACGCCCUGGCCGGGAAGAUCUGCUACGACUCCCUGGACCCCGCCAAGUACGCCCAGUGGAAGCCCUGGCUGAGGCCCUACCUGGCCGUGUGCGUCCUCUUCAACGGCGUCCUCUUCCUCGUGGCUCUCUGCUGCUUCCUGCUGCGGGGCUCCCUGGAGGGCACGCUGGCUUCCGGGCUCAAGAACGGCAUGAAGUUCUACCGGGACACGGACACCCCCGGCCGGUGCUUCAUGAAGAAGACCAUCGACAUGCUGCAGAUCGAGUUCAACUGCUGCGGCAACAACGGCUUCCGGGACUGGUUCGAGAUCCAGUGGAUCAGCAAUCGCUACCUGGACUUCUCCUCCAAGGAGGUCAAAGAUCGCAUCAAGAGCAAUGUGGACGGGCGGUACCUGGUGGACGGCGUCCCUUUCAGCUGCUGUAACCCCAGCUCGCCACGGCCCUGCAUCCAGUACCAGCUCACCAACAACUCGGCGCACUACAGCUACGACCACCAGACGGAGGAGCUCAACCUGUGGCUGCGGGGCUGCAGGCACGCCCUCCUCGCCUACUACAGCAGCCUCAUGAACACCAUGGGUGUCGUCACGCUCCUCGUCUGGCUCUUUGAGGUAAGCAUCACUGCUGGACUCCGCUACCUACACACAGCCCUGGAAAGCAUGUCCAACCCCGAGGAUCCUGAGUGCGACAGUGAGGGCUGGCUUCUGGAGAAAAGCGUGUCGGAGACCUGGAAGGCCUUCCUGGAGAAUUUUAAGAAGCUGGGCAAGAGCAAUCAGGUGGAGGCUGAAGGCGCAGACGCAGGCCAGGCCCCGGAGGCUGGCUGA